Messenger RNA from Phascolarctos cinereus (koala), 771 nucleotides. RefSeq names its product olfactory receptor 9A4-like. The record is from RefSeq and is a predicted model, not a curated record. Gene Ontology annotation, molecular function: olfactory receptor activity; G protein-coupled receptor activity. Lineage: Eukaryota; Metazoa; Chordata; Mammalia; Diprotodontia; Phascolarctidae. Gene Ontology annotation, biological process: G protein-coupled receptor signaling pathway. Gene Ontology annotation, cellular component: membrane.
AUGUAUUUCUUUCUCAGUAACCUCUCUGCUAUGGAGAUUUUUAUCACAUCGGUUGUUAUUCCCACUGUGCUCGAAGGGUUGUUGACCACCCAGAUUCAAACAAUGUCCUUUGGCGCAUGUAUGGCUCAACUCUACCUUUUUCUUUCUGUGGGGACUUCAGAGUUUGUGUUGUUGGCAGUAAUGGCUGUAGACCGAUAUGUAGCUAUCUGCAGUCCCCUGAGGUACAGUCUCAUCAUGAACCACUGUGUCUGCCUCUGGAUGGCCAUCACAUGCUGGGUAUUUGGGUUUCUAUUCCAAAUCUGGCCAAUUAUUGCAACGUAUCAUCUUUACUUCUGUGGGCCAAAUGUCCUGAAUCAUUUUUACUGUGAGAGAGGCCAGCUGCUCAGACUCACUUGUGGUGACAGCAGAUUACAGCAGUUCAUCCUCUUCCUGAUGGCAGCUUUCAUUCUUUUUGGCAUUGCUUCAACCAUUAUCUCCUACAUCUACAUCAUCUGUACCAUCCUGAGGAUCCCUUCUGUUUCUGGCCAAAAGAAGGCCUUCUCCACCUGUGCCUCCCACUUCACUGUGGUGGUGAUAGGCUAUGGCACCUGCUUGUUUUUCUAUGUGAAGCCCAAGCAGACCCAGGCAGCUGAGUAUAACAAGAUGAUUUCCCUGAUGACAUCAGUGGUAACUCCAUUGCUGAACCCUUUCAUCUUCACUCUGAGGAAUGACCAAGUCAAAGAGGUUCUCAAUGAUGGUGUAAAACAAUUAAGUCAUUUCUUAAAGAAGUAG